Molecule: messenger RNA, 777 nt
Organism: Ixodes scapularis (black-legged tick)
Lineage: Eukaryota; Metazoa; Arthropoda; Arachnida; Ixodida; Ixodidae
Product: zinc metalloproteinase nas-14-like
Exons: 6
Coding region: 1-777 (258 amino acids)
Biological process (GO): proteolysis
Molecular function (GO): zinc ion binding; metalloendopeptidase activity
Source: RefSeq, a predicted model, not a curated record
AUGACCUGGCUGUGCUUGUGCCUCUGUUGUUUUGCUCUUCAAACAGUUUCAGCAAGGCCAUUUCACUCCAACCAAUUCUUCUAUGAUCCCAACAAUACGGAUCUUUUUGAAGGCGACAUCAUGAUUCGCAAUAAAACGGAGAAGAAGCGCUUUGACACUUACGCCGGGGUGAAAGACGAGACAUUGCUAUGGCCAGAAGGAAAGGUCUUCUACAAAAUAGACAAAGGUUUCGAUUCAGACUCGGACAGAAAAGUCAUACUCGAUGCCAUGGAGCUGCUGCAGUCAAAAACGUGCGUAAAAUUCAUCGAAAGGACAGACGAAGAAAACUACGUUUUGAUUGCGCCCAGACCCGGCCGAUGCGCCUCGUUCGUCGGCAUGCAGGGCGAGGAGCAAGCCCUGGCACUGGACCUGUAUCGCUGCCCUAACGUUGGCCAGUCGGUACACGAGCUGAUGCACGCCAUUGGAUUCUUCCACGAGCACAGUCGACCUGACAGGGACAGCUACAUCUCCAUUCAAUGGAACAACAUCGAAGAAGAUGCCAAACAAAGCUUUGAGCUGAAGACAGAGCUGAUCGCGGACACCCUGGGUCAGCCCUACGACUACGAGUCUGUGAUGCACUACCCGCAGGACGCUUUCAGCAAGUCACCGCCCACUCCAACGCUUAUUCCCAAGUCGCCCGAUAUUGACCCCGCAACUCUCGGCAAGGGCUACCUUGAGAAUUUCUUAACAGACACUGACGUCAUCAAAGUCAACCUUCUUUACGGCUGUGCGAAAUAA